AUGAUCUCCGCGCUCUUGGAGGCGGUCGGGGCAGAUGGGCGCAACCAGCCCCGCUUGGUGUGUUCGGACUCUCCGGAAGUUCUAUGUCCCGUCGUUCGGGAACACCUUCCGCGGGUGCUGUGCGUCGCGAAAGACCCGCUCCACGUGGCCCUGAAGGUGGAGAGUGCAGCCAACGAGCGGGUGACCCCGUUGUCUCGCCCCCUGCGCAAGUGCCUCCGGAAGUUCGUGAUCGGGGGCGACGACGGCAAACAGUACUUCCGCGGGCAGAGGCAGAUGGUGGACAUCCCGUCGUUGGGAGACGUCAUCGGCAGCAUGCCGCCCAGCCGCAAGAGGGCUGUGCUGAAUCGGACAUCGAGCGAUACGUAUUCCGCCAGGCCUUACGCGGGGGCAUCCCACUUCCUGGAGGACGUUGCCGCCUUGUGCAUGGAGCACCCGGACGAGCUGCGUCGCAAGACCAACAGCGGCUCAACG
Messenger RNA from Prorocentrum cordatum, 471 nucleotides. NCBI's taxonomy places the organism in Eukaryota, Dinophyceae, Prorocentrales, Prorocentraceae. The record is from the annotation of a GenBank genome assembly.